Medioppia subpectinata is the source of this 2412-nucleotide messenger RNA. The record is from the annotation of a GenBank genome assembly. NCBI's taxonomy places the organism in Eukaryota, Metazoa, Arthropoda, Arachnida, Sarcoptiformes, Oppiidae.
GACUACGGGGUGUGCCUUCUCGACGACAUUCUUCGCGACCUCUACGAGGGAACAGUUAACAUAUCGACGUACGGCUCGAACGACCGGUUGAUUGAAUUGCCCAAAAGGGACCGAUCAGACGAACACAUGCGCCGGACGGUGGCGUUUAGUCGCGAAGUGGUGGAACUGUUGCGCUACUCCCGCGAAGUGGUCAACUUUCAGAUGACGUUCUCGCUGUUCAUACCGUGUUAUCACCGGUAUUUCAACCGUCAGUGUCGUGUUAUCGACUAUGGCUUUAAUAAACUCAUCGAACUCUUGGAGGAGUUGUCGCCGCACGUCAUAGAGAUUAUCGCCAAUAGCGAGGACGAGCUCUGCGGUGAGAAACAGAUCCGUCUCAGUCGCGACACUCGCGUCUACGCUUUGAUCUCUCGCUUUGAAACAAUACUUCGACACCAGAGCACCCGUUCGCUCCGAAUCGACGACUUUGAGCAGAUUUAUCGCCAAAAAUACAACUCUGAAAUCGAUUACUUCGAAUUCGGUUCCGUAGAUCUGAUCGAUUUUGUCGACAAAAUGUCGGCCAAUAAGUUCCGAAUAGUGACCACUCAAAGUAAUGGCACACAAAUCACUUUAAUGGACAAAAAUCACAUCCGACUUGUGGCCAAACGCGCCGUUCGACUACUGAUGGAAGAGUUUAGCGGCGAAUUGAAUUGCAAUCAACUCGAGUCCCGAUACCUCUCCGAGUUUGGCGACUAUCUAUCCCGACAUAUAUUCACUGCCGACGACUAUCGGGACGUAUUCGUUGUGGUGGACGACCAGCGAUCGGUACGACUGAGCGAUCUCUUCCUAUUGGCCCGACGAUGCAUACAAUGCAUUCAAUCGGCGCGUAAACGCAGAUUCACUGUUGAAGAGUUGGACCGGGAGUUCAUGAAACAGUUUGGAGAACCUCUUCCGCAGCCAACUUUCUUCAAGUGUUGCAACUUUUCGGAACUAUUCGCUAAGUUUUUCGACUUCUUCCAUGUCGUGCGCAAAGGGAAGUCCGAUAAAACGUUGACUAUUGGUUUGGACAUGAAUUUUGCUAAACGGCCGCUCGUUGUCAAACCACCCGCUUAUAAGAUUCUUCCGCGACCAGUAGUGACGCCUCCCUCGAACAGAGCGAUCGGUGCCGUUGGCGGCGAUACUACUGAUGAUUUGUUGGACAGCGAUGUACCCGAUAAUCUCAAUCUCCCGCUUCCAGAUCUGGUUCCGGGCGGCCAUACGGGCUGUGAUGGCGAGCGACGCGAUCUAAUAAACUUGUUGGACGACUCUUCGUCGUCGGCGCCGACCUCUGUUACGAACGAUAGGAAAAGUUCUAUGGAUUUGAUUGAGCUUAGGGUCGAAUCAGUUAUUGAUUGGCCCGUAUAUGAAGCGAACAACAGUGAACAAAGGAAGGCGCCCUCAGAGCCCAGUGAUGACCCAUCGACGGCCAUCAAUCAAAGCGUUCAGUCGACUGUUGACAACACCGCCACUGAGACCGAUGACAACACUAUUGACAGUCGCAUACAUUCCCAGUUGAAUGACUUCGUGGCCAAAGAGUUGGGCCGUAAGCUGGUUCAGAUGACUGAUCGACAAGAGGAGAGCGCCGGCGAUGAGAGACCGGUUAUGUCGAAGACUAGAAGAGAGAAAGUGGUUGAGGAGACGCUGGAGAUCGAGCCGUUCACUAAUGAGAAGCGUUUGGCCAAUGAGUUCAGAAUUGACCGCUAUUUAGGCGCCGGAAGUUUUGGUGUCGUUCUCGAAGGCCGUCACAAAAUUGAUUACAAACAAUACGCUAUUAAACUCAUUUAUAUCUUCCAUGAAAACGAGGACAGCGCUGAUGCGGUGCGCGAAGAGUUUAACCGCGGGAUUAGAGAAAUCCGGGUUUGGGCUAAAGUACAGGACACGACAUGCGUUCAGUAUAGGAGCGCGUGGCUCGAGACCAGCGCUGAGGCCAGAAAGCGGUUCGUCCAGUACUUGGAACAGACGGACAGUUGGGUCCGCAAACAAUACGCGGAACAGUUGAACAGAAAACACUUCGCCAUUCUUCACAUUCAAAUGGAUUUGUGUUGGUAUUCAUUAAAACGUGUGUUGAUUCAAGUGCUCGAGUACUUUGAAAUGAUGAAUUGUCGCGAAUUCCUGCCACCGCUCGGCCACUAUAUCGGCGCCGAACUGUUAGCCGAAAUAGCGGACGCGUUGGGGCGACUGCACGGCGCGGGUGUCAUUCACCGCGAUAUUAAACCCGAUAAUAUACUGAUCCGCUACGACACCGACCGCCGGUUCGUACGGAUGGGUGACUUCGGACUCGCUGUCGAGCAUUUGCACGAUUCUCAUACACACACUCGUGGGGCCGGCGCUGAUCGAUAUAUGGCUCCGGAGGUGAAAAAUAGCCGCAAAUACAACCAAAAGGCCGAUAUGUAUAGC